This is a messenger RNA of Artibeus jamaicensis (Jamaican fruit-eating bat), 4530 nucleotides long. RefSeq names its product zinc finger protein 502 (gene ZNF502). The record is from RefSeq and is a predicted model, not a curated record. The transcript has 4 exons. Lineage: Eukaryota; Metazoa; Chordata; Mammalia; Chiroptera; Phyllostomidae. Bases 150 to 1769 code for a protein of 539 amino acids. Gene Ontology annotation, biological process: regulation of transcription by RNA polymerase II. Gene Ontology annotation, molecular function: RNA polymerase II cis-regulatory region sequence-specific DNA binding; DNA-binding transcription factor activity.
UUUCCGGCUGGGGCGGGGAGGCCUGCGCCCGGGGUCUGGCGCCUCUGGGCCUGCAGUCGCCGCCCCGAGGGCCCCCCCAUCAAGGCCUCCCAGUUUUCCAGCCUUGAGGUGUUCUACAACUAAAUCAAGAAGAUUUGUGGGUGUUGAAUAUGCAAGGAGCUGAAGAGAGAGAAAUUGGAAGAGAGGUCUGUCCAGGUUGGGUGAACAAGCCUGCUCCAGAACAGGAUGUCUCUGAAGUUGAUUCACCAGAGACAGUGGGAAAGAGACUCCAAGGGGACGAAUCCCAGCAUUCUGCAUUGGAUGACAAAUCCGCACGUGAGAGCAUGAAGGAAAACUCUCCCAGAGAUGUUCCUGAGCCCCGCCUUUUUCAGGAAGGAGGUUUUAGGGGAAGAACUUGCAUCCACAAGGAAGCUCUUCCUGCAAUGAUUAGCCAAGAAUAUAAUUUUGAGAAAAGGUUGCUUUUGACCUCAAGCCUUGUUACACAUCUCAGGGUUUCUACAGAAGAGAGUUUACAUCAGUGGGAGACAAGUAGCAUACAUGCCAAUGAGAUUUCAGACCAGAGUAAAUGUUCAACCCUCUCCACACGGAAAAGGUCUUGGCAAUGUAAUGAAUGUGGCAAACAUUUCACUCAGCGCUCAUCCCUGACCCAGCAUCAGAGAACCCAUACUGGAGAGAGACCCUACACGUGUGAGGAGUGUGGGAAAGCUUUCAGUCGCAGUUCAUUCCUUGUUCAGCAUCAGAGAAUCCACACUGGGGUGAAACCGUACAGAUGUGAGCAGUGCGGGAAAACAUUUCGAUGUCGAUCAUUUCUUACCCAGCACCAGAGAAUCCACACUGGAGAGAAACCUUAUAAAUGUAGUGAAUGUGGGAAUUCCUUCCGCAAUCAUUCACAUCUCACCGAACACCAGCGAAUCCACACUGGGGAGAAACCUUAUAAAUGUGAUUGGUGUGGGAAGUCAUUCAACCAGAAUGCACACCUCAUUCAUCAUCAGAGAAUUCACACUGGGGAGAAACCUUAUUUGUGCAAUGAAUGUGGCUCCUCUUUCCGCAAACACUCGAAUCUCACACAACAUCAGAGAAUUCACACGGGGGAGAAACCCCACAAAUGUGAUGAAUGUGGGAAAACUUUCCAAACAAAGGCAAACCUCCUUCAACACCAAAGAAUUCACACUGGAGAGAAACCCUAUACAUGUAAGGAAUGUGGCAAAGCUUUUUGUCAGAGUCCAUCCCUUAUUAAACAUCUGCGAAUUCAUACUGGAGAGAAACCUUAUAAAUGUAAGGAAUGUGGCAAAGCUUUCACUCAGAGCACCCCACUCACUAAACAUCAGAGAAUUCACACAGGGGAGAGACCCUACAAAUGCAGCGAGUGUGGUAAAGCCUUCAUUCAGAGCGUUUGCCUUGUUCGGCAUCAGAGAAGUCACACUGGAGAAAAACCCUAUAAAUGCAAUGAGUGUGGGAAGGGCUUCAAUCAGAAUACCUGCCUCACUCAGCAUAUGAGAAUUCAUACUGGAGAGAAGCCCUAUGAAUGUCAAGAAUGUGGGAAAGCCUUUGCUCAUAGCUCAUCUCUUACUGAACAUCAUAGAACUCACACUGGUGAAAAACUCUAUAAGUGUAGUGAGUGCAACAAAACCUUCCGCAAGUAUGCACACCUUAGUGAACAUUACAGGAUUCACACUGGUGAGAAGCCUUACGAAUGCAUCGAGUGUGGAAAAUUCUUCAGACAUAGUUCAGUCCUUUUCAGACAUCAGAAGCUUCAUGGUGGCGAAUGAACCUGGCUUUAGGUUAUGGCAGUUUCUCAAAAAAACUGGGUAGGAAUUUGGCAGUGGGCAGAGGGGCCUGCAGGGUUGCUGGAGGGAAGGAUGAAGGAGUCCUGAAUACUGCACUCAGAAGACUAUUUCAGAGAUGUAUGCGGGGCUUGGAGAAUGCAGAGCCUGCUCCAGGUGGGCAUCUGGGAGUGCAGGGCACCAAGGAAGUUCUUGCAUUUCCGGUAAAUCCUUGAUGCUUGCCACUCCUCUCCCCCCAUGUGACCUUUGCACCUCAAGAUUCCAUUUGAUAAGUUAGUACUUGUGUCUCCCUUACUACACUCCUGCUGCACAUUCCCUAAUUGUCACAUCUAUUCACUGACCCAUAGGCCGAGGUGCUUUUCCAAACGUUCAUUGUGAGGGUGGCCACAGAUCUGAGGCCGUGCUAAGCAGCCACUAGACGUCUGAGGCAGCUCCAGCGGUGCUGCUGUGGGGAGGCUGCUCAGCCUGUGAGUGGUCCCACUGAGGGGAUGGAGGCAGGUGAAAGGCAGUCCAUGCUCGGCAGUAGCGGGGUAUGUGGCAAGAACUGGGCUGAUCUCUAAGACACAUUGGUAAAGAGGCUUUUAUCAGGGUUGGGGAGAUCUUUCCUGACCCUUUCGAGCUAGGGAAAGAAAGAGGAGGUCAAGAGAGACUUCUGGAAUGAUGCCAGUUUGUGGAAGGGCAUCAUGUUUGCUCAGAGGGCCCUGGAGAGAGGCCCAGCUUGUGUCCUGGAUCGUUAGUGGCUUACCCGAGCACGGAGAUGGCCUGUGCAAGGCUGGCGGUCAGAAGAGACCACGAGCAGGAAAUCUGCACAUGUUGGAGGGAGGCAUUGACACACCCCUCCCUGGACUGCGGUGUACACCUGCCUCGUCAUUGUGAUCUUCUUUCUCUAUUAUUGACAAGAGGAUAAAAGUGAAGACUCUCCACAUAGGCCCCUGUUCUGCACAGAGGAUGUUUUCUCUUGUGAACUUCAUUUCAGGUGAGAAGACCAACCCAGAAGGCACAGUGGUAAAUGACUGGAGGAAGAUGUGGAGAGGCAGGGCACCUGGUCAUCAGGGUUCACGUCGGAGAAACUGAGGAGGCAUGCGGAACAAAGAACAGGAGGGGAAAUCCUGCAGGAACGGUUGAGAGCACCAUACAGCCUUUUCCCAGGAGACAAGUGUUGCUCUAAUGACAAUCAUCUUUGAGAAAGUACCUUGUAACUAUCAUGAAUUUGAGAGAUGGUUUCUUGUAAACCUGAACCUACUGGACAGACACCCCUCCAUUGUGUUAAACCUAACAUGAGUUCUUGCCAGGUCCCACUGCCAAUGAAACAUCGGAGACUCAGCACGCAGAAGAAACUUUCAGAGUGCACUGCGUGUGGAAAAUCCUUCACUCAGAGAUCAUCUCUUAGCAUCAGAGGAUUCACAUGGGGAGAAGCCUUGUGUGUUUAUGGAACCUAUUUUCAUAAACAGUCAAAUCUUACUCAACAUCUGAAGAUUCACACGGGAGAGAAACCUUAUAAAUCUAAUGAAUGUGGGAAAGCCUUUCAAACAAAAGCAAUUCUCGUCCAGCAUCUGAGAAUUCACAAUGGAGAGAAACCGAAUAAACGCAAUGAGUGUGGGAAAGCCUUCAGUCAGAGCGUAUGCCUUGUCCGUCAUCAGACAAGUCACUCUGGAAGUAAACCUUUUACGUGUAAGGACUGUGGGAAGGCCUCAUGCAGCAUCAGAGAAUGCAUUCAGGAGAGAAGCCCUACACUUGUGACAACUGUGGUAAAGCCUUCACGCAGAACUCUUCCCUUGUGGAACACGAGAGAGCUCACACUGGAGAGAAACUUGGUAAGUGCAGCGCGAGUGAAAAACCUUUCCGCAAGCAAGCCCACCUUAGUGAACAUUACAGGAUUCACAGUGGAGAAAGACCUUAUGAAUGUGUCAAGUGUGGGAGGUGCUAUAGGCACCAUUCAGCACUUGUUCGGCAUUGGAAGCAUCACGUUGGAGAAUAAACCUUGGGAUAUAACCAGUGUGGAAAGACCACUGUGAAAACUCCACUUUCCCCUGAAUUCUUGAAAGUUGAAGACUCAGUCUGCAGUUGGGAUGAAUUUUUGUAUGUUGAGCAAAAGAGUGUCCUGAAAAUUGAAAAAAUAGACUCAGUACCAGACAGCUUUGAGUUUGAUGCCUUCUCUGCCUCUUACUAGGUACGUGACAUUAUCCUGAGUCUCAGUUGUCCCCACCCUCCUGCCCCAGAGAAUAAUGAGGAUUGUUGCUAGGAUUGUCUGGAGAAUAAGCUGAGCUGUACAUAAUAAAGAACUGCCAUUAAUUGGUUGAAUUAUAGAUGUUCCAAAUAUGUGUAAAUGUGGCAAAUAAAAACAAGCAAAGCUCAGCAUUAGUUUUCUUUUUUGGUUCUCAAUGUAUUUUUUCUCAGAAACAGUCUUGACAUUCUUGCACCAUUACCACAUCCCAGGAUUUUGCUUUUCUGUAUAGACACGGGUGCCCUUGAAAAGCCUAUCCUGGAAAAGGGCCUCAGGAAGGCCCUAGAAGGAUCCUGGGCUCCGGGAGCGAUGAGCCCCUCUCAGUGCAUCAUCCGUUCAUGAUGGCAGUAUGACAUUACUGGUGAUGGUACCUCUGACCCUUCAGAUACGGUGGCAUCUCUCUGGUUUCUCCACUGUGAAGCCAGUAAUUUCCCUUUUGUAAUAAGUAUCUUGAGGGGAGAUACUUUGAGACUGUAAAUAUUCUGCUUUUCAAUAUUUUGGGCUACUAAUUUUGACUUUUUU